Molecule: messenger RNA, 2948 nt
Organism: Drosophila suzukii
Lineage: Eukaryota; Metazoa; Arthropoda; Insecta; Diptera; Drosophilidae
Gene: Rh7
Product: Rhodopsin 7
Biological process (GO): G protein-coupled receptor signaling pathway; cellular response to light stimulus; visual perception
Cellular component (GO): plasma membrane
Molecular function (GO): G protein-coupled photoreceptor activity
Source: RefSeq, a predicted model, not a curated record
CCAGUGGAACUGGUGGCAUCCACGCCAAAUGCGGCAGUUGAGGCGCUGGCAAGUAAAUAAGCGCCAUUUUCGCGUCCACCUUUGCGGGCACGUUCUGGAUCCGGAUUGUUGGCUCUCCGAACUCGUAAAUUUUUGGGGCCUCAACCAAGUCAGUCAAGGCAUGGAGGCCAUCAUCAUGACGACCCUGCCCACACUGACGACGGAUGCCGGUGACAGCAGCAGCUUUUGGCUAACUGGAGCCCUCUCGCUCUCCGAAAUGUUGGCCAACUCGAGCCACGGCCCCACUGGGAGCACAUCCUCGUCGGCUGGAAAUCCAUCGGCGGCAUCAUCGGCGGUAAAUGUGGCCAAGGACCACGAGAAGCACGUGAAUGACAGCGUUUCUACGGGUCUAAGCAACUACAGUUCAUACCCCAGCUACAUUCACUACCGGGACAAAUACGACCUAAGCUACAUCGCCAAGGUGAAUCCCUUUUGGCUGCAGUUUGAGCCACCUAAGUCGAGCACAUUCCUUGUGAUGGCGGCCCUCUACUGUCUUAUAUCUGUGGUGGGAUGUGUCGGCAAUGCGUUCGUCAUCUUUAUGUUCGCAAACCGCAAAUCACUGAGGACUCCGGCCAACAUUCUGGUGAUGAACCUGGCCAUCUGCGACUUUCUGAUGCUCAUCAAGUGUCCAAUUGCCAUAUACAACAACAUCAAGGAGGGACCAGCUCUGGGGGACAUAGCCUGUCGCCUCUACGGAUUUGUGGGCGGCCUAAGUGGUACGUGUGCCAUUGGAACACUCACCGCCAUCGCUUUGGACCGGUACAAUGUGGUGGUCCACCCACUGCAGCCCCUGAGACGCUGUUCCCGCCUACGCUCCUACCUGAUUAUCCUGCUAAUCUGGUGCUACAGCUUCCUGUUCGCGGUAAUGCCGGCCCUGGACAUUGGGCUAUCGGUAUAUGUGCCCGAGGGAUUUCUGACCACCUGCAGCUUCGACUAUCUCAACAAGGAGACCCCCGCCCGCAUCUUCAUGGCCCUGUUCUUCGUGGCGGCCUACUGCAUCCCGCUAACCGCCAUUGUGUACUCCUACUUCUAUAUCCUCAAAGUGGUCUUCACGGCGAGUCGCAUUCAAUCGAACAAGGACAAGGCCAAAACGGAGCAGAAGUUGGCCUUCAUUGUGGCGGCCAUCAUUGGAUUGUGGUUUCUGGCCUGGUCCCCCUACGCCAUUGUGGCCAUGAUGGGAGUCUUCGGCCUGGAGCGGCACAUAACCCCACUGGGCUCCAUGAUUCCCGCGCUCUUCUGCAAAACGGCCGCCUGCGUGGAUCCCUACCUGUAUGCGGCCACCCAUCCGCGGUUUCGCGUCGAGGUAAGGAUGCUGUUCUACGGACGCGGGGUCCUGAGAAGGGUGUCCACCACCAGGUCCUCGUAUAUGACACGAUCCCGAUCCUCGUUCACCCACCGAUUGCGCAGCAGCAACACCGGUGAGGGAGGUGGCCAGGGAGAUCACCGGAUGGAGACCUACCUGAUGAACAACAACCUGAUGAUGGUGCCCGAGGAGACGGAGGAGAACGAGGAGAUCGUCGUGGUGGCCGAGAUCAACAAUUCGGUGAGCAGUGUCAUGGAACAGAGUAAGUUCUGAAGGAUCCCCACAAUGGAAUCGGAUCUGCGAGGAAAGAAAGCGAGUAUUCCCUUAUUAAAUUCUCCACCAUAACUUUUAAAACUAAGUCCUAACUUAUUUUAAUUGUUUUCUAUACAAUCUUAAAUAGCCAAGGGAAUUAAUAGAUAUACCUAGUAUACAAUUUCCCCAUCUGAAUAAGUAACAAUUCCAUUGUUCAUUAAAAACUUUCGUGUUUUGUAUCACAAUAGAAUCUAUCAUGGGAAAAUCCGCAAUAUUAUUAAGUCUGAUUGAUAUGACUAAUCAUAAAUAGUAUGGAUCGACUCAAGUUUCAUUGUUGGACUAAUCAAACUUGUAUGUGGAAAUAACCGACCGAGCAGCAGGACUUAGUCCAAGUAAUUUCUCUUUCCAACACCAGAUGCCCAUGGCAUUGUUGAGUGGGCUGAAUGCAAUGUCAUUGAUGGACCUACAAUUGAAGUGAAAAUAAUAAAUAGAAAUGAAGCAGGGAAAUCCGCCGGGCAGUGGGAAUUGGACAAGGAGCAACGACAGUAGUGAUAGUAACCAUAUUUAAUGAGCUUAUGUGAUGUUUAGACAGAGGGGGGAAUGAAUGUAGAAUGGACACCAAACUCGAUUGACGUAUAGACAGCCGAUAAUAGGUGGGGGUCCUAUUAUGUGGAUUCCAAAGGAAUGUCGAAGUUAGUACAAAGAAGGGGUGCAGAGCGGGGAUUAGAAACCGAAUUUGAUAGGGAAAUUAUACAUAAUUUCAGGGAAAGUCACUCAGAACUAAGGUCCAGCCUUGGGUAUUGAAUGCCAACAAGCGGACUUGCAGAUUGUUUGCAUUGCAUUGUUUAGUAUUUGGGGAUAGAACAAUCAUAAAAGAUUGCUGGCUUAUUGUAUUUCAAUUGUAUUAUUGUAUAAUGACAAAUUAAACUAAUUGCGUUUAUAUCUCAAUGUCUAAACCGCUGGCGUAUCUGUGUAUCUUAUAGGUAUUAUAGAUUGUAUACAAUGUCUACUCUAAAAUCGAACUAAGCAAACGACUUUGAUAAAGUCAACGAGUACUUGUACCUGUAAGAAUAAUACGAAAAAGCGAUGGUUUGCAACCAAGCCAAAUAUAUAACGAAUUUAUACUCUUGAUACUUACUUAGCCGUAUCAUUUUAUAUAUGUACAUGGACGUAUAUCGGGUAUAUCUGGCCACAAUGGGCCAGAGAACAAUGGUAGCAGCAUUUUAAUUACUAGAACACAAAUUUAAGCCAUUGUUGCGACAAACUUGUACAUUUCCUUCACUACGUGGACGAACAAUGGACACUGCUGUUUGUAACUGUGCUCGAAAUGAAAUUGCAGAAAAGAUACCAAAGC